Messenger RNA from Anopheles coustani, 1024 nucleotides. RefSeq names its product solute carrier family 25 member 45. Lineage: Eukaryota; Metazoa; Arthropoda; Insecta; Diptera; Culicidae. The transcript is spliced from 6 exons. Gene Ontology annotation, molecular function: high-affinity L-arginine transmembrane transporter activity. Gene Ontology annotation, cellular component: mitochondrion. The record is from RefSeq and is a predicted model, not a curated record. The coding region runs from base 46 to 957 and encodes 303 amino acids. Gene Ontology annotation, biological process: mitochondrial L-ornithine transmembrane transport.
UACCCGGAUUUGGAUCCCCGGCUCCGGGAGACGAUCUCAAGGAUAAUGGAGGAAAACAGCAACACUCUCAGCCCAAUCCUGUGCGAUUUCAUAGCCGGAUCGUUUGGUGGUGCCUGCGGACUCCUGGUCGGUCACCCCAUGGACACCAUCAAAGCGUGGCAGCAGAAUUCCAACUACGGCAUGGGCAACGCCAUGUACAACAUCAUCAUACGCAACAACGGUCUGAAGGGAUUCUACCGCGGAAUGUACUUCCCGCUGCUCUCCAAUGGCGCCCUGAAUUCGGUUGUUUUCGCCGUCUAUGGGUCUCAUUUACGCUAUUUACAGAAACACACCCGAUCGGACCGAUUGCGGAAGGCCUACUGGAGAAAGCACGUGUUCAUAGCCGGAUCCAUGGCCGGGCUGGCCCAGGUGUUUCUAGCCUGCCCAAUCGAGGUGGUAAAGGUGCGGCUACAAACGCUCUCCUUUAUUGGACACCCGUGGGCCUGCCUUAAGGACAUCUUCAGGCGAGAGGGCCUCUCGGGGAUCUACCGUGGCAUCACGCCGAUGAUGGUCCGGGACGUGCUGCCGUACGGUGUGUACAUGUACGUGUACGAGUACAUGCUCGAGAUCGAGCGGCGAUUGCAUCGGCUAAGUAAGGAUCACAUCACCGGUGCGACGAUCGGCGGUGCCCUGCAGGCCUCGCUGAUUGCGACCGCCGGUGCCGUCGCUGGCAUCGCCUCGUGGAUGUUUAUCGUGCCGUUCGAUGUGGUGAAGACGGUCAUGCAGGCGGAAACAGAUCCUUCCGUACACAAGAGCAUGAUGCACUGCUUUCGGUCGCUAGUGAAGAAAUAUGGAUGGCGCUCGUUGUUUCGUGGCAGCCUGGUGAUAAUAGCUCGUGCGGCUCCGGUCAACUCGGCCACUUUUCUGGGCUACGAGUACUGCCUGGAAAAGUGUCAUAAAGUGUUGGACACAAAUUGAUCCCCGUUUCUCAUUGUUGACUCUAACGUCCGUUACUCCCUGAACCACCUCUGAUAUUCUAUACUCA